Brassica napus (rape) is the source of this 1314-nucleotide messenger RNA. Its product is annotated as anther-specific protein BCP1. The coding region runs from base 91 to 447 and encodes 118 amino acids. The record is from RefSeq and is a predicted model, not a curated record. The transcript has a single exon. NCBI's taxonomy places the organism in Eukaryota, Viridiplantae, Streptophyta, Magnoliopsida, Brassicales, Brassicaceae.
AACUAAAAACCGUAGAUAAAUAAAGGAAAAUACCUCCCAUUAAACAUUUGUAAAAAAAGGUUUUUUGGGGAUUAUUAACUAACUAACAUAAUGGCGCGCCUUCACGUAGCUCUCCUUCUUCUCUUCAUUGCCGUCUCCACCGCCAUCGUAUCAGCUACCGAUAAACCGUCGGUAACCACUGCUGGACCUCCAACCUCAACAACUCCGACCAGUGGAGAUGUCGAGGCAGCAGAGGCUCCAGGAGACGACAACGCCAUCGGAACAACCGACGAUGAUGCACCUGGUACUCCCGGAGAUGAUGAUGUGGCAGUCGCCGGACCUAUCGGAAGCGAAACUUCGUACGCAAACUAUCCGCCGCCUCAGCAAACUUCCGGCAGUGGCGUCACCGCUAUGAUUGGAUUCGUUUCUGUCGCUGCUACGACGGUUGGAUCGUUCUUCUUUUUCUGAGGUGUAUCAUGUAUAAGCAUUUUGCUUGUCCCUUCAUGUAUAACAUUGGGACGGUACAUAUCAUUACAACAUUAAAACUUCGUGUAUGUGAUUCUCAUAUAUAUGGUUUAUUGUGUAUAAUACCCUUUACGUGUAACCUAACGACAAUAGUUACCUUUCAAGUAGGUAAACACUAAAUACUAAACAGGUAAAGAGACGAUGAGAAAUAAUGAAAGAAACAAAAAAUUAAAACUUUGCUUCGUAUAUUUUAGUUACAUGCCAUUUUGCCAAAAACAAAAAUUCAUAUGAAAAACGUCGUUUCUCUACUUCCAGAAAGCUUGAUGCUAUGUUACCACUUCUUCAAGAUCAUAAAGCUACUGAUUUGGUGAAACUGAGUUAUCUUUUUAAAAAAAAUUAUAUUUAUUUGACCCGAUAAGUCAAGGGUUCAGAACCGAUUAACAAACCGAUUUAAACAAAAAAUUUCAAAUCAAUUUAUUACAUCAUAGUUUCGCCCACCCACUAAAGUGACGCGUUGGAAUAGGUUGUUCUCAAUCAUCGACAAAUAUCACAGAAAAGUGAGGUUCUUCUCGUUGCCGAAACUUUUCAUGGCUUCUCCGGAGUAAUAACUAGCUUCCGAUGAAUUCCCCGGAAACUGAGUUAUCUUCUUUUUCAAAUCUAUUAUGAUUUGCCUAACCAGUUUGAUGGAUAUUUUGGUUUUGUGGGCCGGGGGACGGGGCGUUGUUCCGAUUUGGUUAUCAAUUUCAGUUUGGAUAAUAUGAUUGGUUUUGUAAAACUAUGGAGGUGAUUGGUAGUUGCUGUAGGUGCUGUACACAUCUCUAUUUAUUUUUACAGCACUAAAUUUAGAGCAAUCAAACUUUAAUUUUUUUU